UUGCGGAGCUCUUUUAGGCAUUAGCUCGGGAUUUCUCCCUCUAGCCUGCUAGCUAGCUUGUUUAGAGGGAAGUCGUGCAGCUAGUUAGCUGUUCUUCGUUCGUUUUUUGAAUAAACAACUACAUUAUUUCAGCAUCAUAAAGUCUUUACUGAAGAAAACAUCUGAACAAGACACAGACGAACAGGCUAGCUAGCGGAUCAUCUUUAAAUCGGCGGUAAGGGAAACGACCUCCGUCACACACUGCCCUCGCCAUAUUCCUUCUGGGACGCCCUCCAGAACUCUGAGCAGUGGUCGAAGACAAGCCUUCUCGCUUAUUCCAGUCUCAUGGGCCGAGAGCCUCAACGGAAAGGGAGACUUUCCAAACCGCACAAACCUAAAACGAACCCAACACAUUCUAAGGCUGUUUCCUGGGGUUCACUCACCGCCGUUUGAGAGAGAAAGUACGGAGACAUAGCUCCUCAAGGCCACGGUCCUCACCAUGUCGAUCACGAACACUCCCACGAGCAACGAUGCUUGCCUGAGCAUCGUGCACAGCCUGAUGUGCCACCGGCAGGGCGGGGAGAGCGAGUCCUUCUCCAAGCGCGCCAUCGAGAGCCUGGUGAAGAAGCUGAAGGAGAAGAAGGACGAGCUGGACUCGCUCAUCACCGCCAUCACCACCAACGGAGCGCACCCCAGCAAGUGCGUCACCAUCCAGCGCACCCUGGAUGGGCGCUUGCAGGUGGCCGGCCGGAAGGGCUUCCCACACGUGAUAUAUGCACGCUUAUGGAGGUGGCCUGACCUACACAAGAACGAACUGAAACAUGUGAAGUACUGCCAGUUUGCCUUUGACCUGAAAUGCGACAAUGUCUGCGUGAAUCCUUAUCACUACGAGAGGGUGGUGUCUCCAGGAAUUGACCUUUCAGGACUGACUCUAACCAGCUCCGUUCCCUAUGGUCUGACAGUGAAAGACGAGUAUGACUUUGAGGGCCCAUCCUCGCUGCCCAGCGUUGAGAGCCACAGUCAGACCAUCCAGCACCCCCCUUCCAGACCGGCGGCCUCGGAGGCCUUCAGCAGCCCCGCUCUCCUCCCUCCGUCUGAGGCCAGCAGCUCUGCUUCCUCUGCCUUCUCCAGCAUCGCCGUGGGCCCCGCAACCCAGUCCAGUGGCCUUCUAUCAGGGGCAGCCAGUGGGGAGGCACUGCUGCAGACAGCCUCAGGAACAGGACAGGGCUCGCAGCAAAAUGGCUUCCCCUCUGCUCAGCCUGCCACCUACCACCACAGCGCAAACUCAACAUGGACGAGAAGCGGCAGUUUCACACCCAACAUCCCUCACCAUCAAAAUGGGCAUUUACAGCACCAUCCCCCAAUGCCUCAUCCAGGACACUACUGGCCAGUACACAAUGAGAUCGCAUUCCAACCCCCAAUCUCCAACCAUCCUGCACCUGAUUACUGGUGCUCCAUUGCCUACUUUGAGAUGGACGUCCAGGUGGGUGAGACCUUCAAAGUGCCCUCCACCUGCCCCAUCGUGACAGUGGACGGAUAUGUGGAUCCCUCGGGCGGGGACCGCUUCUGCCUGGGGCAGCUGAGCAACGUACACCGGACUGAGGCCAUCGAGAGAGCCAGGUUGCACAUCGGCAAAGGCGUCCAGCUGGAGUGUAAGGGGGAAGGGGACGUGUGGGUGCGUUGCCUGAGCGACCACGCUGUUUUUGUGCAGAGCUACUACCUGGACCGGGAGGCGGGCCGAGCCCCUGGGGACGCAGUGCACAAGAUCUACCCCAGCGCCUACAUCAAGGUGUUUGACCUGCACCAGUGCCACAGGCAGAUGCAGCAGCAGGCCGCCACAGCGCAGGCCGCAGCCGCUGCCCAAGCAGCCGCCGUCGCUGGGAACAUCCCUGGCCCGGGCUCCGUGGGGGGCAUCGCUCCUGCAAUCAGCCUGUCGGCUGCCGCGGGCAUCGGCGUGGACGACCUGCGCAGGCUCUGUAUCCUGCGCAUGAGCUUCGUGAAGGGCUGGGGUCCUGACUACCCCCGGCAGAGCAUCAAGGAGACGCCCUGCUGGAUCGAGAUCCACCUGCACCGCGCCCUGCAGCUGCUGGACGAGGUGCUGCACACCAUGCCCAUCGCAGACCCCCAGCCCUUAGACUGAGCCCACUGCGCCUCCACCUCUGUGGAGUGCAUCCACUGUUCCAUAUCAGCAACAGGGACAAAGACUGACGCAUCACUGUUUUCCUCGUUGAUUUUUUUUCAAAUCUUUUUAAUUUCUCUAUUCGGUAUUAUUUUUGCUUAUUUGCCCCUCCCCUGUUGUUGUGUGGUCAUGUCUCUGGUCAGCAAUGAAAUAGAUUUUUUUUGGGGGGGGGGGGGCACGUUUUACUCAUUGUAUUAGUUACUGGGAAUUGGAGCGGUCUACUUUUCCAGCUGAAGAAAAAACGUGUGACAUCCUGGUGUAGCCCAGCAGUCUACCGUCUGGUCAGCACACCACAAUGGAGAGAGCAGCCGUGAAUUUGCCCCAUGGGAAAGAGGGGUAACUAGCACGAUCUAGUGGCAUUUGACAUUUUAUUAUUAUUUUUUUUUAAACCCAACAGUGUUUUGUGUGGGGAUCUUUUGGUUCUAACAUGAUACCAGGGAAAAGGACUUUGAUGGAAUAAUACAGAAAUGCCAUUACUGCAUGCAGUCUCGUUCACUGUGACCUUCUAAAGAAUGUUCUAGAAUAUGGCCAUAUGUGUGGCUAGUGUACUGCCCAGUUAAUCUCUGGAGCACUUUUGUGUAAUUAAUCAUGUAAUUAAUCUUUCAAUUUUUUUGCUAAGUGGCCUUUAUUUGAGCCUGCAAUACAAUGCAAACAUAUUCAUGUCAUACUGUAUAUGGCAGUAUGUUAAAGUUAUGACUACUUUUUUCCCCCAUUUUGUGUUAGGUCUAGGAGAAUGUCAGUUUUGUGAACUACAUGUACAGUAGAUAUUUGGCUGAUCCCCUUCUUGGAUGGGUAAGAAAGGGAAUCUGUCACUCAAGCAAAUCUAAUAGUGCUGGGGUGAUUGCUGGCCCAAAGGAUUUUCCACAGGAAUCCAGUUAUGGAUUUCAGACUGGCCAUUGUCUAAAAGCAUUUCCAUGACAUGCUGUGUCUGGUUAACAUGGUGUCAGGAGACCCAGACGUGUUUCAGUUACCUUUCAUAACCCUAUGAAAAUGGGCUUUUGUAAUAGAAUCAAUUAAAAAAUAAAUGUUGUGUUUGUCCAACCCCUGUACUUCCAACAUAAUGGAUUAUCCCCCGUCUGGAUGCCAAUGCCUUUUCAUUAUCGUUGAGUAACCUCCAAAAUGGACUGUGAUGACCGUGAAAUGACCUGAAAUAUUAUGAAAUGCUUUUGAUAAUCCUGUACAAUAUUAGUUCAUCUAAGAUAUCAGGCAAACGUCAUGAAAUGCUGUGCAUACUAUUAGAAAAGUGUGUAAAAAGGUACAGAAGCACAAACCUCUGGGCGAUCCCCCCAGAAAAGGAAGUAUUUCCUCGCUAACGUUUCUGAGGAGCACUCCUGGUCGCAUUUUACUGCUGGGCUGGUGUCGUGCUGGUUUGCCGUUCCCAUGGUUCUUGGGUUUGGGCAGCCGUGUCCCGUAUGUGCCGUGAUCUGUGCGUACACUUCUGCAGCACUGUUCCGGUCUGCAUUUGGGAUUGGCAGUUGUGCCUCUGAGCCUUUGGACCAACUACCAUACUUGUGGAGAGGAUAUGUGGUGAAGAUCAAACAAACAAACAAACAAAAGGUUCAGUGGAAUUCUCUAUAGCAUUGUACUUGUAGGUCACGUGAGAGGGCAUUUAAGAGAUUGAAGAAGCACAUUACAUUACAUUACAUUACGUUAUUGGUAUUUGGCAAACGCUCUUAUCCAGAGCGAUGUACAGUUGGUUAGACUAAGAAGGAGACAAUCCUCCCCUGGAGCAAUGCAUGGUUAAGGGCCUUGCUCAAGGGCCCAAUGGCUGUGCGGAUCUUAUUGUGGCUACACCGGGGAUCAAACGACCCACCUUGCGUGUACCUUAAUAACUACACUACAGCACAGAUGGAGGGAAUUCGUUUUUAAAUGGCAUGAAUCUGGCUAUAUGUUGAUCAGAUCCCAUGAAAUGGCCAUGAUGACUAUGUAUUUUUUUUGCAAGCAGUCCUGUGUCUGUAGAACAGUAUUACUGAAGCAACUCAAAGUUAACCAAAAACAGUUAUUUCCUGAAGUUUUAACCCAGAAUAUACAGCGCUGUGAAAAAGUAUUUCCCCCAUCCCGAUUUCCUUUAUUAUUGCAUAUUUGUCAAACUAUUUUUAUUUUCUCGUUUCCCUUUGUUUAAUAUUACAUUUUUAUCAAAAGAUGUGAAACCAUUCAGUGUGACAAAUACGCAGUAAUAGAAGAAACUGGGAAGGAUGCAUAUUAUUUUUCACGGCACUGUAAUGUAUAUUAAAGUUUUUUUUUUUCUUCUUUUGUUGGUUUUUUUCAGUUAUGUAUGAACUGGGCAAAUAUAAAAUAAUUUUAGACUCACUGUAUAAUGGACUUCAUGCUGAAACACUCUGCAUUCUGUACAGUUAAAAUGUGUAUUUUUGGAAAUUGAAAUGUUGUGCUUUCUAAACAAGUAUUUGAAGGUUAAUAUAGUGGUUGAUGACACUGUUUGCAUCAUACAUAAAUACAUCGAAAGUGAGAAAUUCCUGAAGGGGUAAUGAUUUGCAGCAAUACAAAAUAUAAUUUAUAAUAAUCAUUUAAAAUGUAUAUGGUCAACUGCAGUAGUGGAAAUAUAAAUGUGAGAUUUGGUCUUUGUGGUUGUUUUACAUGUUGAAAUGUACAUGCUAAUCCUGAAGGGACAAGUCCUCCUGAAUAGGGUCCAAUCCCAUCCCAACAUCAUACAGUAUGCUCCCAUGUAUACUAAAGACGUUGCAUUUUGUAACGCAGAGUGGUCUAUUUUAAAACUAAGAAGCCUAUAUUUUUAAAGUUUUUGCUUCUCACUUAUAUUCAGUUCAAGUAAUUGUAUGGAUAGUGUGCUUUCUGUUGAUAGUUUUCUCUUUUUUUGUUUCUUUUUUUGUAAAUACAAUCGCUAGGGUUCAUUAUUAUUAUUUUUUUCUUUUCCUUCCUUCUAAUCUCUUAUUUUAUUUUUAUUGCAUGCCUGUGUUUGUUAGAUCCUAGAGGAAAGGUUUGGGGUCAUUUCUGCAUAACCUCACCCUAGACAUUUUGCCUAGACCAGUCCUAAAAAAAAGAGUUCAGAUCAGUGUUCCAGAGAGUCUGGAUUCACAGUUUUAAGAUAGAUUUUAAACAUACAGCACUGUGUAAGUCUUGGGCUCCUAGAUGAUUUAAUAUAAAUUUGGUCUUAGAUGUUUUUUUUAGCCGUUCAGUUUUCAGCAUUAAUGUGUCCUUAAGAAACAAGCAAAUUUGAGAUUUUCAAAUCUCUGAAUCUGACUAUAAUUCUAAUGUGAUGUGGUGAAAAAAACUUUUUUAAAUGUCAUGUUUUUCAGUCAUGAACUCUUCUCUACCCAACAAAAAUGUUACUAAAUAUGGAAAUAUGCAUCAUAUUAAUUUAUAAUUUUGGCCAGUGUUUGGAUUUCUGUUUGUAAUAGUAUUAUAUAAAAGUCCCUUCCACCUGAAAUAUCUUUCAUAUUUAGAAAAUGGGGGGGGGUUAACAAAACAUUUAAAUAAAAUAAAAAAAUUAAUGAAAUGCAA
Conger conger (European conger) is the source of this 5635-nucleotide messenger RNA. RefSeq names its product mothers against decapentaplegic homolog 4. Gene Ontology annotation, molecular function: I-SMAD binding; DNA-binding transcription factor activity, RNA polymerase II-specific; RNA polymerase II cis-regulatory region sequence-specific DNA binding. The transcript has 12 exons. The coding region runs from base 479 to 2119 and encodes 546 amino acids. Gene Ontology annotation, biological process: regulation of transcription by RNA polymerase II; transforming growth factor beta receptor signaling pathway; anatomical structure morphogenesis. The record is from RefSeq and is a predicted model, not a curated record. NCBI's taxonomy places the organism in Eukaryota, Metazoa, Chordata, Actinopteri, Anguilliformes, Congridae. Gene Ontology annotation, cellular component: heteromeric SMAD protein complex.